AUGACUAACAAUCAUAACAUUUCACAAAAGCAACUUGAAUUUGUCGAAAUACUAAAUGUAGAUAAACAAGCGGUGGCGACAAUUUUCCCUUGUUUCAAAUACUGUUACACUUCAUCCAUCACUUUGAUACGUGAAACAUUAAAUGAAGAAGAAAUCAAGGUACUCGUUAUGAGCAAGCGAAAUUCUAAUCCAAUGAUUUCUUCUUCUGUAAAGAUGCCGAUCAGUGAGCCAUCGAUGGUAUAA
Molecule: messenger RNA, 243 nt
Organism: Schistosoma turkestanicum
Lineage: Eukaryota; Metazoa; Platyhelminthes; Trematoda; Strigeidida; Schistosomatidae
Source: the annotation of a GenBank genome assembly